Messenger RNA from Scatophagus argus, 1038 nucleotides. RefSeq names its product claudin-10-like. Gene Ontology annotation, biological process: bicellular tight junction assembly; cell adhesion. Bases 301 to 1038 code for a protein of 245 amino acids. NCBI's taxonomy places the organism in Eukaryota, Metazoa, Chordata, Actinopteri, Scatophagidae. Gene Ontology annotation, cellular component: bicellular tight junction; plasma membrane. The transcript is spliced from 6 exons. The record is from RefSeq and is a predicted model, not a curated record. Gene Ontology annotation, molecular function: structural molecule activity.
ACAGUUUCUGCUUUGCUGCUGUUCAAACCAUCACAUAAUUGCAUGAGCAACUGUUAAGAGGACUGCAGCUCUAAAGCUACGAUGUGAAGCAAAACCAUUGUGGAUUUUCUUUUCUUUUUAAUCACUGGUGGACUGAGACGUAGGAAGACAGUAAAGGCCUUGAAAUCUGUCAUUAUUGGCUCUGCUUUUCCAGGUUAAAUUAAGUUAUUCAGCUAUUAGCAACAGACUGCUGACUUUACAAAUCCAGAACUGUAUUUGUAGUUCGUUGGUGAAGACUCUUCUAUUUAUCAGGCAGAAAAGAUGUUGAGGAGACUUACUCAGAUCCUAGGUCUGCUGCUCUGCAUACUGGGCUGGGGUUUUGUGGGCUGCACCCUCGCUAUGGACCACUGGAGGGUGGCCAAGAUGGAGGUUCAAGGGGGCUCCCCUGUAGUGAUAAUGGCUUGGUAUUGGUCUGACCUGUGGAAAGACUGCUAUGAAGACUCCGCUGCUCUGGUGAACUGUGUAGACUUCGGGGUACUGUGGACAGUCAAAUCACACAUCCUGGCAGUCAAGGGGCUCCUGAUUAUUGGCCUGUGCCUCAGCUUGGUCGGUACUGUGCUCACAUUUUUCGGACUUGAGUGCACACGCAUCGGCGGAGACCAGAGAAGUAAAGACAGGACAUUAAUAACAGCCUCUGCUAUCCAUCUGGUUGGCUGCAUAUCGGACACGGCCGCUUAUUGUUUAUACAUAAACAAUGUGGUUUCAUCUUUUCUACACAGCAAAGCAGAUCCAUCAAAGCUGAGAUAUGAAAUUGGACCACCCCUCUACCUUGGCCUGGUGGGGAUUUUCCUCAUUUUACUUGGCUGUAUAGUUCACUGUGCAACUGCAUGCAGAGUUAACCACCAAAACAGCAGACAUCCCACAUCUCCCUUUAUCUGUGAAAAAGAAGAAGAAAAAGAAGUCUUAAGAGGACAAAAACAACUCUGCAGAUCUUCAGAAACGUCAAAUAAGUCCAGAAACGUCUUUUUCAACACAAUGGCAUCAGUUGUGACUGUGUAA